AAAUGUCCAUGAGCGACGUGGCACUUAUGAAGUCUCUAUUGAAUUUUCCGUCAUCCCACCUCACCCACCACCACACAUGACUGAUGACUGAAACUUUUUGGCCGUCUCAACCUAACAUAACCCACCGCAAUUUCUUUCAAUAACCACCACGUGCGAUCCAUGUCUGACGCCCUAAAAUCGCCUGAAAUCGAAACUCACCGCCAUGUCAUUCGCAGUCACUCUAUCAUCUCCCUCUCUCUUACCACUUCCCCAACAAAAAUCUCCCUUUCGUAAUUAUCCCAAAUUCCUCACAUUUCGAACCCUAAAUCCUCUCCAAGCUUCUAGAAGAAUCCCUAAUUUCCCCGAGGGAAGUGAGAGUCUUGUGGAUGAUCCUCGCAAUUGGGGCCGUAGGAUCAGUCAACAGUUUAAUGAAGAUUAUGGUGAUGACGAUGAUGAGGAGGAUGAGGAAGAGGAGGAAGAUAGGAGUUUGGAUCUGUUAGUUAGGUUUGUUGAGAACGUGUUCAAGAAGGUUUCUAGAAGAGCUAGAAAGGCAGUACGCUCCGUUUUGCCAGUCUCGAUCUCGACCAAGCUGGUUGGGUUUUCUGUUAAUGGAGUUCUUAUUCUUGCGUUUUUGUGGGUUUUGAAGGCAUUUCUUGAGGUGGUUUGCACCCUUGGAAGUGUGGUCUUUGUGAGCAUAUUACUCAUACGUGGUGUUUGGACUGGGAUAGCCUAUUUACAAGAAAGCCGCAGUCAUCGUGUGGAUGACGAUAAUCGCGCAUGGACUGGUGCUCAGCCUGCAAGUUGAUACGUCCAUUUACAUAAUUAAUUGUUUGAAAAAUAGUCCCAAACAUAAAUAAUACCAACCUUAGCUAGAGGAACACUCAGAAAGCUUUCCAUCUUUGAAAAAAAUUUAUUGUUGUAAUUGAAAAUAAUGUAGGAAUACAAGGAUGACUUCCUGUGUGAAGAUUCUGAACAAGCUAUCUUCUUUAAUAUUGAUAUAGAACUGUUUAGUAAAAGCAAGGAAAAGAUAUAAUCAGUAUGCACAAAGACAGAAAUCCGCCCUAUGUAUUCACAAUUUCACACAUCAGGUAUAACAUAUGUAUUGUUAAUUACGAAUUUUGACAA
Molecule: messenger RNA, 1104 nt
Organism: Pistacia vera
Lineage: Eukaryota; Viridiplantae; Streptophyta; Magnoliopsida; Sapindales; Anacardiaceae
Product: protein SHORT HYPOCOTYL IN WHITE LIGHT 1
Exons: 4
Coding region: 203-784 (193 amino acids)
Biological process (GO): negative regulation of photomorphogenesis; regulation of abscisic acid-activated signaling pathway
Source: RefSeq, a predicted model, not a curated record